UCAUUUAGAUACCUAUAAAUAAGACUUAUUAGAUUUUCCAUGUAAAACAUGUUCCCAUAAAGGCGAAAAUUGGAUAUGUUUAACAUGUUUACAUAUAUAUUGUUCUAGAUAUAUAAAAGGAGAUAUGGCAAUGCAUUUCGAAGAAUCCAAACACAGUAUUGUUUUUUCAUUUAGUGAUGGCAGUUUUUGGUGUUAUAAAUGUGAUACUUAUAUAACAAAUAUUUAAUUAAAGUGUUUUACUUUAAAAUUUUCUUAAAUAAAACACAAUGAGGAUUUUUCUAAAGAUGAAAUUUAAAAUAUAAAAAAAUAACUCGAUAAAUUUAAAAUAGAUGAAAAAACUAAAAAAUUUUCAAGGUAAAAAUUAGUAGAAGGCUUUUAAAAAAAAACUUUCAAAAAUGUAGUUUUCCUUACAGGAGCUGGAAUUAGUGUUUCGGCAGGAAUUCCUGAUUUUAGGACUCCUGGAACCGGUUUAUAUUCAUAAUUAGAGAAAUAUAAUUUUCCUUACCCAGAAGCAGUAUUUACGUUAGCCUAUUUUAGAAAAAAUCCACUGCCUUUUUACAAAUUAGCGAAGGAGUUCUUAUAAUGUAGGGCCCAUUUUACCAUUAAUCAUUAUUUUAUGGCUAAAGUGUAUCAAUAAGGGGCUCUUUUGGCUAAUUUUACACAAAAUAUAGACGGUUUGGAAAUAGAAGCCGGUAUUGCUAAAGAAAAAAUAAUUUAAGCACACGGACAUUUUCGAAGUGCAAGAUGUAUAGAUUGUAGUGAAAAGGUAGAGAUCGAAAAAUUAUAUUUGGAAAUUGAAAAAGAAGAAAUUUUAAAGUGUGAAAAAUGUAAUGGAUUAAUAAAACCUGAUAUUGUGUUUUUUGGUGAAUAAUUACCUUAGGAAUUUAUUUAGAAAGUUAAAUUGCUUAAAUAGGCUGAUUUAGUUAUUAUUAUGGGAACGUCACUUGUAGUUUAACCUUUUUCUUCUUUAGUUGAAUUUAUCGAUUCUAAAGUACCUUUAGUGCUUAUUAAUAGGGAAAAUAAUGUUGUUAAAGAUAAUAAUGAUAGUUUUUUGUUUAUUGAAGGCGAUUUAGAUAAUAAUGUGAGGCUUUUAUUGAAAGAUAUUGGAUGGGAGUGUCCAGAUAUUGAUGUAAAAUAACCUUUAUAGGCUUAAUUUGUGAAAAAUGAUAAAAAUGAGGAUAUUAAACAAUAAAAUUCUGAUAGUUGA
Messenger RNA from Ichthyophthirius multifiliis, 1207 nucleotides. Its product is annotated as sir2 family histone, putative. The transcript is spliced from 2 exons. NCBI's taxonomy places the organism in Eukaryota, Ciliophora, Oligohymenophorea, Hymenostomatida. The record is from RefSeq and is a predicted model, not a curated record. Gene Ontology annotation, molecular function: zinc ion binding; NAD+ binding.